Gymnodraco acuticeps is the source of this 2794-nucleotide messenger RNA. RefSeq lists its product as uncharacterized. The transcript is spliced from 15 exons. The record is from RefSeq and is a predicted model, not a curated record. The coding region runs from base 91 to 2457 and encodes 788 amino acids. NCBI's taxonomy places the organism in Eukaryota, Metazoa, Chordata, Actinopteri, Perciformes, Bathydraconidae.
AGGAGGAACCAUGGCCAGGUGUGUAUAAAAGGAUGCUGCAGGUGGAUGUGAGCAGCAGAUACUUGGAGACAGAGGUGAAUUCAGGAAAAGAUGGCCACCGCUCUGCUGCUCCUGCUUCAGCUGGUCUCACUGGCGUCUGCAUCACAUCACUACGGGGGAACCGUGACCUAUAGCUACAAAGGAAGAAACCCUGAUGGAUCAUUUAGGGUGGACUUUCGCGACAGGGCGACCUAUGAUGGGUGUCAGUACUCCCAUUACCAGACAUGUAGCACUGGCAACUGUGGCUUACUCACUAAUCAACAGAGAGGCAUAACUGACAGGAGCACCAAUGCACCGCAAAGAAACAGAGAAUGGUGUGAAACAGAAACAGUUCAACAAAGAAAAGUCCCAACUGACAAACCUUUUGAGAUGAGGGCAAGUAGCUGUUGUUGGAUCCCAACACGUAACGGGGUUUCAGGUUGGAGAUUUCAAACUCAAGUAGAUUUGGGAUCAAGAUCUGACACUGGCAAACCAAACAGAUCCCCAGACAUUGCCAUUCUACCUUUCCUACGAGUUCCCCAGAACUGCCCACGGACCUACAAGCUGAUGUCCUUCGACCCUGAUGGAGACACAGUUCGCUGCAGAUAUGGAAAUAUCAGAAAUGUAGAGUGCAGCGGAUGUAACCAACCUUCAGGCUUUGUCUUGGAUCAGGGUUCCUGCUCCUUACAUUACCGCAAUGCCAUCGCCAACUCAAGUGUUUUUGGAUUUGAGUUGGUGGUGGAGGACUUCCCGCAAAGGCCCAUCUCUCUAUCCUACACCGAUGGAACCCAAUCCUACAAGGCUCCACUGAUUCCCAUGAGGCAUAAACGACACACAUAUCCUCCCACGACUUCAGCACCAAUCACGACUCCAGCGCUUAACACUAUGGCACCAACAACACACCCAUGGCAGCAACACCUGCAUGGCACCACGCCUCCUCUCAGUAAACUGUCUUUGCAAUUCUCCUUUCUUGUGGACCCACCUGCUCCCUCAUGUGUUGAUGGACUCUACUUGCCAAAGUUUGUGCACCCAACACCUGACGAUGGACAACACAUCAAUGCCGAGGUCAACAAAGAAGUGGAGAUCAGAGUCCGAGCACAAGCUUCACAUGCAACACUACAUGAUAUCAUCAUCAGUGGGCCACUGAAUAUCACCAAGCACAGAAGCACACAUGGAGACUUUGUCAUUAGGUGGACGCCUGGCCCUGAUGAUGUGGGGGAUCAUUACCCAAUCUGCUUUGCUGUUGAAUCAGUAAUCGAUCCCGCCUCUACCAUCCCCCCUAAAACUAAAAAGGGUUACCGCCCUCCAGCCGCAACCUAUCACCAGGAACAUGUCCACGUCCACAAAUCUCCACAGUCCGGCAUCUAUCAGUCCGAGAUGAGGUGCGUUCUGGUGAACAUCGGUCAAAGACUAAUUGAAUCCCAUGUGACCUGCCAUGAGUCCUCAAUGACGGUAGAGGUUGAGAGAUCUUCUCUCCCUGGACUCCAUGAGGAUCAUUUACGCCUCAAUGACCCCAGCAACACGGCCUGCAACCUGCAGACAAACUCCAACAGCACGCACAUCAUCGCGGUCGUACCCCUCAACGCCUGCGGCACUCAGAUCGAGGAAGAUGAGGAAAACCUGGUUUUCAAAAAUGAAAUCACCACGGUGGACAACAUACACGACCUGAUCACCAGGAACCACCUGCUCGAGGUCCAGUUCUACUGCCAGUACCCCAAACGUGGGAACGUGUCGCAGGGCUUCACAGCACACAGGAGGAAUGUGGUGGUGUGGGAUAAAGGCUUCGGAAAGUUCACCUACGAGUUUGAGUUCUACCCAGACAGCCAAUAUAGACAAAUGGUCGAUCCAGGGCUGUACCCUCUGGAGUACGAUGUGACGAACAAGAUCUACAUGCAGAUAGAGGCCAAAUCUACCGUCAACAACACCCAGAUGUUUGUGGAGUCCUGCAGUGCGGCGCCAUAUGACACCCCCAACUACUGGCCAACAUACUCCAUCAUCGAGAAUGGGUGUAAUGUGGACCAAACGGUGCAGGUGCAUCGGAGCGCCAACCCGAGACAGUUCAGGUUCAGCAUGGAGGCCUUCCAGUUCAUCGGCUUGCACGACCAGGUGUACAUCAGCUGUUCAGUGCUGAUGUGUGAGGCAGGGAGCAGCGGCACCAGGUGCUCACAGGGGUGCAUCAACUCCCCCCUUACUGGGCAUCAUCAUCACCGCAAGAGAGAGGCCAUCACUCAGAGCGCCAGGCACUUCAUUUCCCAGGGUCCUCUGCGUUUGAAGAGAUCAGCGGAGAGCACCGGGAGCCCAGCGACCCCCCUGAAUCUGAACCUGGUGUUCAUCGUUGGAUGUCUUCUUGCAGCCGUUGGCAUGAUCAGUGCAGUGGCCCUGUACAAAGUCAGAGCAUCAAAGGUCAAAUACCAACCGUUGCCCUCUUUCGAAAACUAAGAAAGCGGCCAUUUCAGAAUACCCAUUUUUUUUAUCGGUUGCAUUUGACUACAUUAAGCUUCUUGUUUUUUAAUGCUAUCAGAUAACGAGUCUUCAUUUGUGCCUUAUGGGUUAUAAGUGGUGUUUAUUGUGGUGUUAACCACUGUUUACAGUGUAAUCCUAUGUAGCUUCACAAGUGAUUGUUAUAUCAUGUACUCCAUUAUGAUUUAAAACUUGAUUGAUAUGUGUAUCCAAUCAGUGUAAUGCUUAAUGUUAAUAGUACAUGUAAAACUUAAUUGUUCAGCCUUAUCCUAACUCCUUUAGGCUUAAAGUUUCAAUAAAAACUCUCUCAUAUCUC